AUGGAAGUAGAAGAGCAGCAUUUUACAUUAUUUGAUGGUCGAAGAGCAGCAGUCAACACAGAUAUGGAACGGUCGAAGAGCAGCAGGAGUCUACGUAAAUAUGGAAUGGUCGAAGAGCAGCAGGAGUCUACCGGGCGGCCCCGCCCGGGGCCCCCGUCCCGGGCCCCGUCGGGGCUGGCGGGCCAACGCCCGCCCCCGUCCGGGACGCCUGCGGGCCUCGCCCCCCGCCACGUGACGGGGGCUCGCCCGCCCCCGUCCGGGACGCCUGGCGGGCCUCGCCGCCCCCGUCCCGGACUGGGACGGACCCUCGCCCGCCCCCGGGUCCCGGGACGCCUGGCGGGCCUGCCCGCCAAGUCCCGGGGACCCGCCUGCCCCCGCCCAGCCCCCGUCCCGGGACGCCUGGCGGGCCUUCGCCCGCCCCGUCCUGACCGCCUCGGGCGCCCCCUGUCCCGGGACGCCUGGCGGCCUCAGCCCGACGCCUGGCGGGCCCCACGCCCGCCCCCUCCCGGGACGCUGGGCCUCGCCCGCUACACGCCUCCCGUCCCGGGACCUGGCGGGCCUCGCGCCCCCGUCCCGGGACGCCUGCGGGCCUCGCCCCCCCCCCCGUCCCGGGACGCUGGCGGGCCUCGCCCGCCCCCGUCCCGCCCCUGGCGGGCCUGCCCGCCCCCGUCCCGGGAUCGCCUGGCGGGCCCUCGCCCGCCCCCGUUCCCCGGGACGCCUGGCGGGCCUCGCCCGCCCCGUCCCGGGAACGCCUUGGGGGCCCUCCCGCCCCCCGCCCACCCCCGUCCCGGACCCGCCCCCCCUGGGCGGGCCCUCGCCCCCCCGCCCACCCCGUCCCGGGACCCCCUGGGCGGCCUCGGGCCCCGCCCUCCCCCCCCGGUCCCGGGACCCGCCCCCUGGCGGGCCUCCCGCCCGCCCCCGUGCCCGGGAACGGCCUGGCCCGGGCCCUUUCAGGCCCGCCCCCGUCCCGGGACGCCUGGCGGGCCAGCCCGCCCCCGUCCCGACCUGGCGGGCCUCGCCGCCCCGCCGCGGGACGCCUGGCGGGGCCACGCCGCCCCGUCCCGGACGCCUGGCGGUCCACGCCCGCCCCGUCCCGGGACGCUGGCGGGCCUCGCCCGUCCCAGUCCGGGACGCCUGGCGGCCUCGCCCGCCCCCGUCCCGGGACGCCUGGCGGGCCUCGCCCGCCCCCGUCCGGACGGGCCCUGGCGGCCCGCCCGCCCCGUCCCGGGAUUCGGAAGGCCUGGCGGGCCUCGCCGCCCCCUCUCCCGGGACGCCUGGCGGCCUCGCCCGGCCCCGGGGGGUCCCCCCGGACGCGUGGCGGGCCUGCCCGCCCCGCCCCCUCCCGGGACGCUGCGGGCCUCGCCCGGCCCCGGGUCCCGGACGCCUGGCGGCCUCCCGCCCCCGCCCCGUCCCGGAACGCCUGGCGGGCCACGGCCCGGCCCCCGUCCCGGGACGCCUGGCGGCUCGCCGCCCCGUCCCGGGACGCCCUGGCGGGCCAGCCCGCCCCCGUCCCGGGACCCUGGCGGGCUCGCCCGCCCGUCCGGGAGCGCCUGGCGGGCCUCGCCCGCACCCGUCCCGGGACGGCCUGGAGGCCUCGCCCGCCCCUCGUUCUCCGGGACGCUCUGGCCGGGCCCUCGCCCGCCUGUCCCGGGACGCCUGGCGGGCCUCGCCGCCCCCGUCCCGGGACCCGGCGGGGCCCUCGCCCGCCCCGUCCCGGGACGCCUGGCGGGCCUCGCCCGCCCCCCGUUCCCGGGACGCCUGCUGUCCAACCUCAUCUUCCCCUUUUUCCUUCUGUUCGCCCUGGACACCGGUCUUCCUCUCCAGCCACCAUUUCCUUUCUCUACAAGGCAUGUCACCUCCUUCCGCUUGAGUUUCGCAGCCUCAACUUCACACUGGAGUCCACAAUUUUCCCUCCUGAGGUCUUCAACUUCCUUCUGCAAGCGCUCCAACCUCACCUCCACGUCUUUCCUGCCGGAUUAG
Molecule: messenger RNA, 1980 nt
Organism: Macrobrachium nipponense
Lineage: Eukaryota; Metazoa; Arthropoda; Malacostraca; Decapoda; Palaemonidae
Product: basic proline-rich protein-like
Exons: 3
Coding region: 1-1980 (659 amino acids)
Source: RefSeq, a predicted model, not a curated record